CUUGGAAUUUUACGGUAUUGGGUGAACACUGACGGGCUAAAUUCCGAAAGGAACUCUGCUAUCAAAAUGUCAAAUUCUAAUUUGAAGAAUGUGAAAGAGGAAGCGAUGGACAGUACGUCGUCAGAGGGUGGAGUGAAUCGUGCCACACCCAACGGAUCAGAAGCAGAGAACGAGGCAGCAGCACUGCCUGUUAAACUGGCUGGAGAUGCCUUAGAAGAACUCUUAGAGCAUAUGGAGGACUAUGCACCUACUAUUCCAGACGCAGUGACAGGCUAUUAUUUGAAUAGAGCGGGAUUUGAGGCCUCAGAUCCUAGACUGGUUAGAUUGGUUUCCAUAGCAGCUCAGAAGUUCAUCUCAGACAUUGCCAACGAUGCCCUGCAACACUGUAAGAUGAGAGGAUCGGGUCAAAGUUCAAAGAAGUCUGUCAAAGACAAGCGCUACACUCUCACCAUGGAAGACCUGAACCCCGCAUUGACGGACCAUGGAAUCAACGUCAAGAAACCAUACUACUUCACAUAGCAGCUUACAGGAACACGCAUGAACCAAUGAACAUUGCACAUGUAUGCAUGAAGGUACACGUGAGAGGCCGUUGAGAAUAUUUCUACUGGCAAUGCACCAACAUGUGCGAUCCAUUUUUGGUGAAUAGAUCAGGCAUCGACUUCUAUUGGAGUACAUAGAGACAGGCAGCUCUGAGACUUAUAAAAAGUUUUUUUGCCCUCCAGCUGGAACUGAGAAUUGAUAAAUAUCCUUACCAUGGCCAAUGGUUGAUGGUGAGUUACCAUGGAUUGCCCUACAGUGUACACACAGAA
Lytechinus variegatus (green sea urchin) is the source of this 809-nucleotide messenger RNA. It is a transcript of the gene taf10, whose product is annotated as transcription initiation factor TFIID subunit 10-like. The record is from RefSeq and is a predicted model, not a curated record. Gene Ontology annotation, molecular function: promoter-specific chromatin binding; RNA polymerase II general transcription initiation factor activity. Lineage: Eukaryota; Metazoa; Echinodermata; Echinoidea; Temnopleuroida; Toxopneustidae. Bases 67 to 519 code for a protein of 150 amino acids. Gene Ontology annotation, cellular component: SAGA complex; transcription factor TFIID complex; nucleus. Gene Ontology annotation, biological process: transcription initiation at RNA polymerase II promoter. The transcript has 5 exons.